UGUCGAAUUGAAGUUGGAUGGAUGUGCAUGUGUGUGUGUGUGACCUGUCGGAUUUGGUAAGAGUUGGAGCAUCAAAUCCUUGUCAUGUUAGGCAAUUGUUCAAGGUUUCUGAACUUCACGACACCAAGUUGGACCCCUCUCGCUUCUUCGCUGGAGAUCGCUGUACAGGAAUUUGGGUGGCUGGGCGACAAUGUUUCACCGGCCAUGACGAUUGCAUUGCCUCCUGUGCCCAAUGUGGUGGGAGCUUUCGGUUGGUUCACUGCGGUGUUCAGUGUGAAGAUGUGGAAAGAGUGUAAAGCAAAGAAGACCUGCCAACUGAAGCAGCCUCCGCCCUUCUGGGUGCAGCCUCCACUGCGAGUCCUCCCUCAGCUCACGGAGAUUGGCGAGGAGGAAGCAUGGGAACGGAUGCACUACUGGGGGGCAGUGAUUUUGCUCUCACCUUUGCUGAUGGCCUUCCUUUGCGAAGCGAUGCGUUGGUGCUUUGCCUGUGCCAAGCGGCGAAUAUCGCCGGGUGGCAAGUCAUCAACUGCAUCCAUUGCGUCAGGCACCUACAGGUCGCUUCAAAUGGAGGAGUCGAUGCCUGACUUAGAGAAACCCUUCACCGAAACAGUGGAGACGCCUCCUGAGCCCGAUCAUCCAUCCGGCUGCUGUUGCAUGCUGUGGAUCUAUCAUGCCAUGUGUGCUGGCCUGGUGGCCGUGGGUUUGCUGAACGGGUGGAUCUCCGGUGCCUUCGGGGGCGGCGUGGCGUGGGAGCUUUGGGUGAUUUGGCAGCAGAUUUGCCUUUGGAACUUGUUUCUGCAGAACUUGGCGCGAUGUGUGAUGCAGGAUGAAACUGCCCUGCAUGCCUCCACCGUCACGUCGGUGCUCUUCUACACGACACCCUUUUUGAGCGAGGUGGCCGAUAGCAUGAAGGAUUGGGUGGUCACAGGCAUUUGCAUUUGCCAUGCCCAGCGGAACUUGAUCGGCUUCACCGUGGGCUGCGGCCUCCUGGGCCUCGAGGCCUUCGCCUUGGCGCUCGGCGCCGUGGCCGUGGGCGGCGCGUUGCACCGCGUCACGGUGAAGAUCUCCGAGCGAACGCGGAUCAGCCCUCCGGCGAUGCUCCUGCAGGCACUCUAUGCCACAUUUCUGGUGACACGCAUCCCUAUUUGGGCGCUUGCAUGUAUCGCUGGUUGGCUAUUUGCAUGUACUGGUGCCCGAGAACGUCCCGUCUUAAUUUUCCUUCUCCCAACAAGUCUUCUUGUGCUUGGCCUCGUGCAAUGGCUCCGCUCGCUACACAUCACCUACGCAGACACGGCCUUUUGGUUUCUGGCUGAUGGGAGGCUGUUGGCGGUAAUCUCCGCUUAUGCCAUCCUCUAUAGUCACUUUUUGGCUGUGCUUCAUGAAGACUCUGCAAAGGAUCUUUGCAAGACCUUCAAGGCCAUCCGGUAUCUUCCCUUGAAGCCUCCCAGCUCCUUCCCGGAGGGCCUAGUGGACAAGAUUGCAAGGCAAGUUGGAAAUCUGUGCGUGGAUUUCUUGAGCAGUUCUCGAUUGCUCUUAGCUUGGUCGAAGGAUUUGCCUGAAGCCAUCAUUGCUUUGGUCCUUCUCUUUCAAAGUGCAACAGAUCAGCCAGGUUUGGGACUCAUCGGAUAUUCUGCCAUCAUCAGCAUUGUCAAAAGUCUUUUGAUUCCCUCCUGUCAGCAUCUCCUGCUUUCACAGCGAAAGGCGGCCUUUCAGCAGGCCUUGGUGGCUUUAGUCCGAUCCAAUGAGAGCGUGGAACUCCUGCUGCGAGACCUGCAGCCCAGCACGUCGACGAAGCCCACCGCCUCGUCGGCGUUGAGCGUGGAGCAAACCAAGCAGAAGCUACAGGUCUUGCUGAGCGAGGCGUCGCGGCAUUUGCUGAGCGAACUGAAUUUGGGAGAUGCUGAGCGCUUCAAGGCCUUUCACCUUUCGCGGGAGAAGUGGCUUUCGCAGGUGGUCACCUCGGAGGACGGGGAGAGAAUCAGGGGUCGAUUGGUGGCCAGCUAUGUGGAGACGGGCAUCUCUGCCAACGAGCUUUUUGAUCUGGGACAUAUGACGGGCAAUUGCAAAUUGGUGGGUUUCACGGCACUUGAGUGCAAGCUCAUUGCAAGAUUCUCUGCGAAACAGUGUAAAGAUGCAGGCUUCUUGGUAAGUGAUUGCCUUGGUGCUGGCUACACGACCAAGGAGAUCAAAGCGGCUGAUUUCUCUGCUAGAGAUUGGAAGGAUGCGAGCUUCACUGCAAAUCAAUGUAAGGAUGCCGGAUUUUCGGCAAAGGAGUGUGCCGAUGCAGGAUUCUCCUUCCAAGAUUGCCUAGAGGCUGGUUUUUCAGUGGAUCAGUGCAACGAAGCUGGUUUCGCAGCUGCAUUGUGCAUGAGCGCCGGCUUUUCUGUGAGAGAUUGCAAGGAUGCAGGCUUCUCAGCAAAGCAGUGCAAAGAUGCUGGCUCCUCUGCCAAAGACUGUAAAGAUGCCGGAUUCACUUCUAGUGAGUGUAAAGUUGCUGGCUUUUCUUCCACAGACUGCAAGGAUGCAGGCUUUUCGGCAAAGCAGUGCAAAGAUGCAGGCUUUUCUGGUUUGGAUUGCAAAGAGGCUGGCUUCUCUGCCAAACAGUGCCGAGAUGCUGGCUUCUCAGCCAAGCAAUGCAAAGAUGCAACCUUCUCCGUAGACGAGUGCAAGAUGGCGGGCUUUUCUGUGCUAGAUUGCAAGGAUGCAGGCUUUUCGGCAAAGCAAUGCCGAGAAGCAGGCUUUUCUGCAGGAGACUGCAAUGAUUCGGGCUUCUCUGCCGAGGAGUGCAAGCAGGCUGGAUUCUCAGCAAAAGAUUGUAAGGAUGCAGGAUUCUCUGCCAAAGAAUGCAGAGUUGCCGGCUUCUCUGUCAUGGAUUGCAAGGGUGCUGGCUUUUCAGGAGAGCAAUGCCGCGAAGCAGGCUUUGCUGGCGGAGAUUUCCAUGUCUCAGGCUUUUCUGCCGAGAAGUGCAAGGAAGCUGGUUUCUCAGCCAAAGAUUGCAAGCACGCUGGAUUCUCGGUUGAAGAUUGCAAAGAUGCUGGCUUCUCUGUCAAAGAAUGCAAGGAUGCCGGGUUCACUGCGAAAGCAUGCCGAAAUGCAGGCUUUUCAGCAAGCCAGUGCAACGAUGCCAGCUUUUCAGCAAAGGAUUGUAAGGAUGCGGACUUCUCUGCGAAAGAGUGCAAAGUUGCAGGCUUCUCUGCCACAGACUGCAAAAAUGCCGGCUUUUCAGCCAAGGAUUGCGCGGAUGCUGGCUUCUCUUUGAAAGAUUGCAGAGAUUCUGGCUUUUCUGCAGACCAUUGCAAAGAUGCUGGUUUCUCCGCUGGAGCGUACAAAAGGUCUGGCAGCACCGUGAAAGAUUGCAUGGACGCAGGCUUUUCGACACGGCAGUGCAAUGAUGCUGGCUUCUCCGCGAUGGAUUACAAAGAUGCAGGCUAUUCUGCCAAGCAGUGCAAAGACGCUGGCUUUUCAGCCAAGCAGUGUAAAGAUGCUGCCUUUUCUGCAGAGGAGUGCAAGACGGCUGGCUUUUUUGCAUUGGACUGUAAGAAUGCAGGCUUUUCAGCAACGCAGUGCAAGGAUGCUGGCUUCACAACUAGGCAGUGCAAAGAUGCACACUUUUCUGCACAGCAGUGCAAGGCAGCUGGAUUUUCUUCUCUAGAUUGCAAGACUGCAGGUUUUUCUGCCAAGCAGUGCAAAGAUGCUAGUUUUUCUGCCCUAGAUUGCAAACAGGCUGGCUUUUCCGUCAAGCAGUGCAGAGAUGCUGGCUUCUCAGCCACGCAGUGCAAAGAUGCUGCAUUCUCUGUCGAUGAGUGCAAGACGGCUGGCUUUUCCGUGCUAGAUUGCAAGGAUGCAGGCUUUUCGGCAAAGCAAUGCCGAGAAGCAGGCUUUUCAGCGAAGCAGUGCAAAGAUGCAGGCUUUUCUGCUCUAGAUUGCAAGGAUGCAGGCUUUUCCGCCAAGCAGUGCAGAGAUGCUGGCUUCUCAGCCAAGCAGUGCAAACAUGCAACCUUUUCUGCAGAGGAGUGCAAGAUGGCUGGCUUUUCCGCCCUGGAUUGCAAGAAUGCCGGCUUUUCAGCAGAGAGCUGCAGAGAAGCAGGCUUUUCAGCCAUAGACUGCAAGGAUGCAGGCUUCUCUGCCGAGGAGUGCAAGGAGGCUGAUUUUUCAGCGAAAGAGUGUGUGGAUGCUGGGUUCUCAUUCGAAGAUUGCAGAGAUGCUGGCUUUACUAUUGAGGAUCUUGACUGGGAUCCAUUGUAGUGUAUUGUGGGAAGUGGAAACCCAUUAGAGCUCAUGUAGUUACUUGAGACAACUAGUCCCGCUCCAUUUUGAUAGGUCAAAUUGAAAGAACCCUUACUGCAGCAAUGGAAUUCAAUGCGCAGAGCGCUCGACAAACCGAGCCGAACCCUCGCUCCAGAAAUGUGAUUGGCUCCGAA
Durusdinium trenchii is the source of this 4421-nucleotide messenger RNA. The record is from the annotation of a GenBank genome assembly. NCBI's taxonomy places the organism in Eukaryota, Dinophyceae, Suessiales, Symbiodiniaceae.